GAUGAGCAGCUGCACCACUCCACUGUCGCGGCGUUUGCCAACCUGAACACGCAAAGAUGCUGCUAUGUACGUUUUCGGGAAGCCUGCCCGUUAUUCUGAGGCUAGAAUCAGGUUUAACUGAUAACUGCACACGCGUUCCCUCGCCGUGAGUGUCUUUGGUGGGAGGAGCAGGCUGUGCAUCUUCUCCGGGCAGGACGCUUCCAGGAAUGGACGGGAGGACUGCGGAACCCGGGGAUGACGGGAGUCGAAGCGAGGCGUCCGGCUUGUGCCUGCAGCUUGACCUGGGGGACCUGGGGGACACCGAUCCAGCCAGAAAAGCUCAGAUAACAGAGAUGCCAUCACCAUUUGGAGCAGGUCCAACUCACGAGAAGAAGAUUGGCCACAGAAGAGUCGAUGCCUCAGGGGAGACGACGUACAAAAAGACCACCUCUUCAGCGCUCAAAGGGGCCAUCCAGCUGGGCAUCGGUUACACAGUCGGUAACCUCAGCUCCAAGCCAGAGCGAGAUGUGCUGAUGCAAGACUUCUAUGUGGUGGAAAGCAUCUUCUUUCCAAGUGAAGGCAGUAAUCUCACUCCAGCACAUCACUUCCCAGACUUUCGAUUUAAAACGUAUGCUCCCGUGGCCUUCCGCUACUUCAGAGAGCUGUUUGGGAUCCGACCAGAUGACUACCUGUAUUCGCUUUGUAAUGAACCUUUGAUUGAGCUGUCAAAUCCUGGAGCCAGUGGAUCAAUAUUCUAUGUCACCAGUGAUGAUGAGUUUAUCAUUAAAACUGUGCUGCACAAGGAGGCCGAAUUUCUACAAAAACUACUACCUGGAUACUACAUGAAUUUGAACCAGAACCCAAGGACCUUGUUGCCAAAGUUUUUUGGACUGUAUUGUGUUCAAUGUGGAGGCAGAAAUAUCAGAAUUAUUGUGAUGAACAAUAUUUUACCCCGUUCAAUACGAAUGCACCUUAAAUUUGACCUAAAAGGAUCUACAUAUAAAAGACGUGCAUCAAAAAAAGAAAGGGAGAAGUCCAAACCCACUUUUAAAGACCUGGACUUUCUCAGCGAUGUCCCUGAAGGCCUCUCACUAGACCAGGACACCUACAGUGCACUAGUGCGCACUCUGCAGAGGGACUGUUUGGUUCUGGAAAGUUUUAAGAUCAUGGAUUACAGUCUGCUGCUCGGUGUCCACAACAAAACUCUGGCAGAAAAAGAGAUCCAGUGCCAGGCAUCACCAGCAGGGGGCACUGACUCCAAGAGGCCUGUACUGCAGAGAGCCUUGUAUUCCACUGCCAUGGAGUCUAUACAGGGAGACUCAAUGUGCAGGGACACGCUGGACCAUGAUGUCACAAUGGGAGGUAUUCCAGCUGUGGGGCCAAAAGGAGAAAAUCUACUACUUUUUGUUGGAAUCAUUGAUAUCCUGCAGUCCUACAGGCUGAUUAAGAAGCUGGAGCACUCUUGGAAGUCACUUAUCCAUGACGGGGACACUGUGUCAGUUCACAGGCCUGGCUUCUACGCUGAGCGAUUCUUCAAAUUCUGUACCUCGACUGUCUUCAGGAAAAGCUGCUCUCUUCGGCCAUCUCCUUCAAAGAGAGGACGAGGAACCCUGUCAGCAUCUAGGUCUAAUGCUGGGUCCACAUCACAGCGCCCCUCACUGACUGAAGACCGCAGGGAAAAUCUGGACAAUCUAGAAAACCUGAGAGGAGCAAGGAGUUUCCCAAUGCUGGAGGACAGGGGCAGAGAACCGCCUUGCACUCCUCCUUCAUUUGAAGAUGCCACCACUGCAUCGAUCGCCACCACCCUGUCGUCUAACAACUCAUUAACCACAACUCCCUUCGACACGCCCGAGCACCCGCGCUACCGCAGACAGAUGCUCUCUCCCAGUGUGGCCAGGUCCCAGAAGGAGAUUGUAGAGGUCCAUGAGGAAAAGCAAGAUAUUAUAACAGUAGAAGUUGAGCUCAGUAAAAUUCCCAACAGCACCGAGCUCACCAAAGCAACAGAGAAGACAUCACCAGACCUGUCACCAGAGCAUCCUGUUGAGGCCCCACCCACAACCAUCGCUCCAUCUCCAGGCCCUUGUUCCCCUACCACACUGCCUCCAUCCCUCACCUCCUCCUCAGACCCUCCCCUAUCCACCCAGUCCUCCGCCACACUCCCCUCCUCCACCAUACAGCCCUCCUCAAAGCCCCUCCAUUCUCCCACCAAUUUACAAGUUCCAGUUUCAACUCCAGUGUUAACUCCCAGUACCUCAGCACUGGCACCUGCAUCAGCCUUUACUCCCAUUUGCCCAGCAUCUUCUCAAACCUCCACCCAAAGCUCCACCCACCAGCUGACCUCAACCCUGCCCACCUCCCUUCCGUCUAGUCCUCAGCCACCCCCUCGCCGCCCUCCACUGACGUCAAGCAAUCACGUGUCAGUUUCCAGUAGCAACAAUUCCCUUGAUGGAGAAGUGCAGGUUUCUGACAUCUACUUUACUCAGGAUGACCAGAGCUGGGUGUACUCUCCUCUACAUCCCAGCUCAGACUCCAGAAGAGGAUCCGACGGGGACAGUGAGAUUUAAACCACUGUGGAGAGAGCAGUGAUGACUGAGCGAGACCUCGUGAGGCCAAAUGAGGCCACUGAACUUCUACUGAUUUACUGUGAAACUCAGGCUGUGAGCGAAAGCUGCACACGUCAACUAUGACAUGGUGAACGCUAAUGCUAAACACACUAUUACCACUGUCUACCUGAAAACUUUGAUAAUUACAUGCAAAAGGGCAAAAAUGGGCACAUCUCAGUGACCUUAUCAGUUGUAUUUUUAUGGAUAAAAAACAGUUAUGGUCAAAUUGUGCUCGCCUAUGCAACACAGUCAAAUUUUAAUCACUUUUAUUCAUAAUUUAUUUACAAUUUCUGGCACUUUAUACCAUACUUUUAAGUAUGUACACACGUUUGUUACAGCUUUGACAGACUAUUAUUUUGUGUUCCUUUUCUGAGUCUUCAAUAGAUCUGUAAAAUAUUUGGCAGCAAAUGGCUUUGUCCUGUAUGCCUUAUCAAAUUACCAAUUAAUUUGAAUAGUAAUGUACAUUUAAAGCAGCAUCCUGUGGGGAGAAGUGCUUUUGCUAAAUGUUGGCACAGCUGUUCUGCAUGUGUCCUCUUCCACUUGUCCAUGUGUGCAUGUUGUGCAUGAUUUGAUGGCGUGACAGGGUUUUCAGUAAAUACGUAACUUGUUAGCUAUGAAGAGCUUUCUGUUACAUUGUCGGAAGUGAACAAAAGUACUACAUGUUUUUUUCUUUUUUCAUACUUGGUGAUAUUCUUGCUUUUUGCUCUAUGUUGCAUUCAAACUCUGAUGUAAGUUCAUGUACAUUGUUUUUUUUUCAGUCACGUAUCCCCGGCCUAUUUGUGGGCAACAG
Molecule: messenger RNA, 3372 nt
Organism: Periophthalmus magnuspinnatus
Lineage: Eukaryota; Metazoa; Chordata; Actinopteri; Gobiiformes; Gobiidae
Product: phosphatidylinositol 4-phosphate 5-kinase type-1 gamma-like
Exons: 17
Coding region: 207-2543 (778 amino acids)
Biological process (GO): phosphatidylinositol metabolic process
Molecular function (GO): phosphatidylinositol kinase activity
Source: RefSeq, a predicted model, not a curated record